This is a messenger RNA of Athalia rosae (coleseed sawfly), 463 nucleotides long. Its product is annotated as histone H3. Bases 45 to 455 code for a protein of 136 amino acids. Gene Ontology annotation, cellular component: nucleosome. The transcript has a single exon. Gene Ontology annotation, molecular function: structural constituent of chromatin; DNA binding; protein heterodimerization activity. The record is from RefSeq and is a predicted model, not a curated record. NCBI's taxonomy places the organism in Eukaryota, Metazoa, Arthropoda, Insecta, Hymenoptera, Athaliidae.
UCUCACAACGCAACGUUCGGAUUAGUUCGAGAUACGGAUUGAAGAUGGCACGUACCAAGCAAACUGCUCGUAAAUCUACCGGAGGUAAGGCACCGAGGAAGCAACUUGCAACUAAGGCAGCUCGAAAAAGUGCUCCCGCCACCGGUGGAGUCAAGAAACCUCACAGAUAUCGUCCCGGCACAGUAGCUCUUCGUGAAAUUCGUCGUUACCAGAAGAGCACGGAACUUCUGAUCCGAAAAUUACCAUUCCAACGGCUUGUCCGUGAAAUUGCCCAGGAUUUCAAGACGGAUCUUAGAUUCCAAAGCUCCGCCGUGAUGGCUCUUCAAGAAGCUAGCGAGGCCUACCUCGUCGGAUUAUUCGAAGAUACGAACUUGUGUGCCAUCCACGCUAAGCGCGUCACUAUUAUGCCCAAGGACAUCCAACUGGCUCGCCGUAUUAGAGGCGAACGUGCUUAAACCACAUC